Molecule: messenger RNA, 696 nt
Organism: Coniophora puteana RWD-64-598 SS2
Lineage: Eukaryota; Fungi; Basidiomycota; Agaricomycetes; Boletales; Coniophoraceae
Exons: 3
Source: RefSeq, a predicted model, not a curated record
AGUGCCGCACCCGCCGCUGCCAACUACUCGGCAACGUUUACCACGCCGGCUCCCGUGUACCACGUCGCGCACGUCGCUUCCGGGCCGUCUGGCCCCUCAUACUCUCCACCGGUUUUCUCCGAACCGACCCCCGAUCCGCGCAAGCGGUCCCACCAACCCGCGACGGCCUAUCAAGGCCGCAGCAGCGCUCCGGCGCCCCCUCACGGAACCGCAGGCGCACUCAAGCGCCAGCGGGACCAGGGCAUUGCGCCCACGUUCGAGGGAACGCGCGCCGAGUUGCCCGCGUUCGCGGGGGAGACGCCGCUAAUUCAGCGGCUCUCCAUGGGCCCCUCAGCGUCCCCGCCUCUGUCGGCUCGAAUCGAGCCGGUAGAGGAGCCUUCUCGUCCCCCCAAGCGCACCAAGUUCUCUGACUACAAGAAGCGUCAGAAGCUUGGUGACCGCCUCGCUGGCGGUGGUUCUUAUGUCGACGACUCUGCAACCGGCCACAAGGGCUGGCUCAAUGCGGAGGCGUACGCGGAGUACCAGCAACAGAAGGAGGACCUUCGCCGCUCCAUGGCGCCCACUCCGGUCCAAGUCGCCGAGUACGGCUAUGAGGACGACAUCGAGGAGUUCGAGGGUAUGUCGCUCAAGGAGCCGUCCGAACAGGGCGGAGAACGGGCGGUGUCACUCGAUUGCGAGUCGGUGAACCAUAUGUAG